Molecule: messenger RNA, 4233 nt
Organism: Cheilinus undulatus (humphead wrasse)
Lineage: Eukaryota; Metazoa; Chordata; Actinopteri; Labriformes; Labridae
Product: short transient receptor potential channel 4-like
Exons: 15
Coding region: 878-3772 (964 amino acids)
Biological process (GO): regulation of cytosolic calcium ion concentration; calcium ion transmembrane transport; manganese ion transport
Cellular component (GO): cation channel complex; membrane
Molecular function (GO): protein binding; inositol 1,4,5 trisphosphate binding; store-operated calcium channel activity
Source: RefSeq, a predicted model, not a curated record
GUUGCUGUUUCUGUAUCCGAGGCGAAUUAAGCGCAAUGGGAAACUGAAAUUAUGUAAUUCAAAGCGUGAUUUCCAUGCCUUUGAACGGGAAGCUUCCUGACUGAGAAGCUUGUUUGGAUUGGGGUUUUUCUCUCUUGCAGUGCCAGAGUGUUCAAUGCGUCUCCAAGUGCGCACGACCAGUCUGCAGCAGCAGCGCGCCGCAGACCGCCUGCCAGGCAUCUGGCUGCUCUGCGUUUAUUCCUGGAGGCGCCGCUUUUUUUUGCACAAUCACCCCCAACAGGUGGAUAAGUGAAGAGGGAGAGAACAUCGGCGAAAAAAAAAAAAACAAACCCCAACAACAAGCCUGGAGGCAAACUGGACGCGUUGCUUGAACCAGCUGUAAUUCUCCAAGGAAACUUCCUCCUCGGUUAUUUUCGUCUUCAGGAUUUGAAGCGCAGUGUGCGCCAGGGACUGUGUUUGCCUCCCAAUUUAGACCAAAUGGAAGUCGUGAUCAAAACCGUACGAAUCUGGAUGUGCGCUCGGAGGACUGUUAAGUCUGCAGAAAUGAGAGGGAAGAAUGCAGACUAGGCUGGAAAGCGAGAAAAAGACGGACUGACAUAGCGAGGAAUCGGGCACAUAAACAAGCAGGGUCUCCAUGCAGACUCACUGCAGUUCCACAUUUUGGAGGGAUGCGAAAUUCAAGUUCAGACGCUUCUCUUCUUUUUGAAGAACAUGUGCUUUAUUAGUCCUCAUGUGUCCUCAGGAUAUCUUCCCAAAGAGGGAAACUAAUCUCCAGGAGCGACGUUCCAAUGCCCAACAUCCUAAAGUGUGAGCCCCCCCAGCCUGGCAGCAGCUGUAGCCGUGUUAGCAGAGUGCUGGUAAGCUGAAGCUUGGGGAAAUGUCUCAACUGUACUAUCGGCGGACUGACAGCUCCUCUUACCGGGACCGCAUCCCGCUGAGGAUUGUGCGGGCCGAGUCAGAGCUGUCGCCCUUGGAGAAAACUUACCUAGGAGCUGUGGAGAAGGGGGACUAUGCUAGUGUCAAGCAGGCUCUGGAGGAGGCAGAGAUCUACUUCAAGAUCAACAUCAACUGCAUCGACCCCCUCGGCCGCACAGCUCUGCUGAUUGCAAUCGAGAAUGAGAACUUGGAAAUCAUCGAACUAUUACUGAGCUUCAACGUCUACGUCGGUGAUGCCCUGCUCCACGCAAUCCGUAAAGAGGUGGUGGGAGCCGUGGAGCUGCUGCUAAAUCACAAGAAGCCCAGUGGAGGCAUGCAGGUUCCUCCUAUCUUACUGGAUAAGCAGUUUUCUGACUUCACCCCUGACAUCACUCCCAUCAUCCUCGCUGCUCACACCAACAACUAUGAAAUUAUCAAGCUCCUGGUGCAGAAAGGCGUGUCAAUGCCGCAGCCACAUGAGGUGCGCUGUAACUGCGUGGAGUGUGUGUCCAGUUCAGACGUGGACAGCUUGAGACACUCUCGUUCACGCCUCAACAUCUACAAAGCGCUGUCAAGUCCCUCGCUAAUCGCACUCUCCAGCGAGGACCCGUUCCUCACGGCGUUCAGGCUCAGCUGGGAGCUGCAAGAGCUCAGCAAGGUGGAGAAUGAGUUUAAAUCAGAGUAUGAGGAGCUGUCUCAGCAGUGCAAACAGUUUGCCAAGGACCUCCUGGAUCAGACGAGAAGCUCCAGAGAGCUGGAGAUGAUCCUGAACUACAGAGACGACAUCAACUUAUUAGAGGAGGAGGGCAACAACGACCUGGCAAGACUGAAACUGGCCAUCAAGUACCACCAGAAAGAGUUUGUAGCUCAGCCAAACUGCCAGCAGCUUUUGGCGUCCCGCUGGUACGAUGAGUUCCCCGGUUGGAGACGUCGCCACUGGGCUGGAAAGUUCAUCACCUGCGUCUUCAUCGGCCUCCUCUACCCCAUGUUUGCUCUCUGCUACCUCAUGGCCCCCAAGAGUCGCUAUGGCCUCUUCAUCCGAAAGCCCUUCAUCAAGUUCAUCUGCCACACGGCGUCCUACCUGACUUUUCUGUUCCUGCUGCUCCUUGCUUCUCAGCACAUCGUCACCACAGAGCAGGACAGACAGGGCCCUGCACCCACCACUGUGGAGUGGAUGAUCCUACCUUGGGUGCUGGGAUUCAUCUGGGCAGAAAUCAAACAGAUGUGGGAUGGAGGAUUUCAAGACUAUGUCCACGACUGGUGGAACCUGAUGGACUUUGUCAUGAACUCUCUUUACCUGGCCACUAUCUCCCUCAAGAUUGUAGCCUACACUAAGUACAGUGGUAGUAAACCCAGGAACCAGUGGGAGAUGUGGCACCCAACGCUAGUUGCAGAGGCUGUGUUUGCUAUUGCCAACAUAUUCAGCUCCCUGCGCCUCAUCUCGCUCUUCACAGCCAACUCUCACCUGGGGCCACUGCAGAUCUCUCUGGGGAGGAUGCUGCUAGACAUCCUGAAGUUUCUCUUCAUCUACUGUCUGGUUCUGUUGGCCUUUGCUAACGGGCUGAACCAGCUCUAUUUUUACUACGAGACGAAGGCUUCAGAUGAGAGAGGAAAAUGCAAAGGCAUCCGCUGUGUGGAGCAGAAUAAUGCUUUCUCCACAUUAUUUGAGACGCUGCAGUCCCUCUUCUGGUCGAUCUUUGGCCUCAUCAGUCUUUAUGUGACCAACGUGGACGCAGACCAUCAGUUCACCGAAUUUGUUGGUGCCACUAUGUUCGGCACCUACAACAUCAUCUCUCUGGUGGUGCUCCUCAACAUGCUCAUAGCCAUGAUGAACAACUCAUACCAGCACAUCGCAGAUCAUGCAGACAUUGAGUGGAAGUUCGCCAGGACGAAAUUGUGGAUGAGUUACUUUGAAGAAGGCGCCACCUUGCCAGCUCCUUUCAACAUUGUCCCCAGCCCUAAAUCCUUCUGGUACCUCAUGUGCUGGAUAAAGAGACAAGUGUGCAAGAGAACAAGAUCCAAGCGGCCUGAAACCUUUGGAACAAUUGGAAGAAGAGCAGCAGAGAACCUGAGAAUAAACCACCAGUAUCAGGAGGUUCUGAGAAACUUGGUGAAACGUUAUGUGGCUGCAAUGAUCAGAGAUGCCAAGACAGAGGAAGGCCUGACAGAAGAGAACUUCAAGGAGCUCAAACAGGAUAUCUCGAGUUUCCGUUACGAGGUGAUGGGAAUGGUGAAGACCGGAAAGCCAGGACUACAGGGGGCUAAAGCCAGCGGUAGCUCAACAGAUUCCAGUCUUGCCUAUCCCAACUCCUCUCUCAAGGUGACUCUCAGCCCUCAGAGCAGCGAGACAAAAAGCAAACCCAACCGAUUCAAGAUGACCACAUCCAUCCUGAAACACUGCAGCUCUGUAGCCUCACCCAGGCCGCCUGAGGCCUCUAACGGCCUGCCCAACGGACUCUUACCCGCGGCAUCAGAUGAGAGCUCAGGCGAAAAGUCAAGUCAGAGGAGAAAUUUUCCCAAAGAUAUCACUGACUUUGGUUUGUUUCAAAAACGCCACAAAGGCGGUAGUGAAGACGCAGCUGGAGCAGGAGAGAUUUCUAGAAACAUAUACUCUCUGUCAGAGGAAGCAGGGGAUUCUGACGGCUCUGAUUCAGAGAGAAAAGAAACAGGUAAGGAUGAAAAAGAAAUGCAAGAGACAGAAAAAAUGGAAAAAGAUUCAGCAAAUGAGGACAAGGAUGAAAACAACAAGGAUGAAGGUGGAGAAAGAGAAGCAGAAGAAAAGGACACAGAAAGUUCCCCCUGCAGUGACUCAACAGCUGAUGGAUGUUUGUCAGAGUCAUCCAGAGAGAAAGAGUGAAAUCUAUGAACAUAUCUACAGGCCAUAAUGUUGGACUUAAGAAACAAACACUGACAAUCAAUGCAGGCUUAAAGUGCGGAUGUGAAUGUUUGUUUGCCAAGAGUCUAACUUUUCCAGUUACAGCUGAACUGAUCAGAUUUGAUUUUUAGAGACUCAGGGAGGACUUUGGUUCAGGUGUUUUAAACACAGAUGUUAGCAGCAGAGAUGCAGCCAAGCUUAUCAAAGCUCUGCAAGGGUUGGAUUGUAUGAUAGUCAUUUCAUUGUUUCUCAUUUCUUGCAGAUGAUUUAUUCCUGUCAUCACCUUGUCCUCUUAAUUCAUCUAUUUCUCUCAAUUCUAUGGUAGCCUACAAGGGAAAAUGAGCUGCAGCAGUGCAAAGAGUCUUCAGAAUAACUCUGUGACCGUUGAGUGGUCAUUAGAGUAAAUCUGUGACUGUUGAGUGGUCAUUAGAGUAAAUCUGUGA